GUUUAUUUGAGGAUCUAGAACCGAUAAAAAACGACGGGAUAGCAGAUCUAAGCUGAACAUUACUACGGUCCAAAGAUGCCAUACUAACGUCGCGUUUUCAUUCUGACGAUUACUCAUCACAUAUAUAUCCUACCGAAUCCCACGAUGGCUCGAACGAGUGGACGUUGUUGGAGUAGUACUCAAUCAACUUCUCUUGCCUCUUUCCUGCCAUGGACUCCUUGAUUUUCAAAGCCUUCAAUGGCUUCGGGUUAUUUUCCCAAGGAAAUGCCUUCCAAGUCGCCGUACCGGGCAUGCUUUUGGGCGUCUUAUUUCAUAUCACGAUUCCGCAGAUGGUGGUUAUAGAAUAUUACGCGAAUCCGACUUUUGCAGGUUUCGCACUGGCUGUCUGCGGCCUUGGUUCCGCAUACUCCGUCAUCGGUUUCUCCACUCUAGAGAUAGUCACAAGAAUAUUCAUGCUCGUGCUAUUCUUCAACAUAGGAUUAUUCUCUAGUAUGGUCACUUAUAGGCUGUUCUUCCACCGGCUUCGUCGAUUCCCGGGCCCAGUUGAUUUGAGUAUCUCUCGUUUCUUCUUGGUGCGCCGAGUGGCCAAAUAUAUGAAGUAUUAUAGGGAGAUAGCUAAACUGCACGAUGAGUAUGGAGACUUCAUCCGCACAGGGCCACGAGAGCUAUGCAUCAUCCGAAAGUCGGCGGUCCCAACCAUCUAUGGUAUAAAUACGAAAUGUCUCAAAUCAACUUGGUACGGUCAAAACAAUAGCGAUUCCAAAAAAUCUUCAGUCAUCGGCUCGCGGGACUUCGAUGAUCACCGACAUAGACGCAGAGCAUGGGAUCGGGGCGUUUCAACCAAAGCAUUGCAAAGCUAUGAGCCGCGGAUCGAGGCCCUCGUUGAUAAGCUCGUCUCUCAAAUUUCCCACCGGAACGGGCUCGUGGAUGGAACAGCCUGGUCGACGUACAUCACCUUCGAUAUCAUGGGCGAAGUUGGAUUGGGGGAAGACUUCGGCUGCGUUUCGAACGGUGAAGAACACGGAGCGCUUAAGGAUCUCCACAGCCAUAUGUACAUUCUGGGUAUACUGAACCUUAUCCCGUGGCUCCUAAAUGCGGCAGCACGACUUCCAAGCUCGACAUCAGGACAUGGCUCAUUCUUCAGUUAUUGCUACACCGCAGUCAAAGAGAGGCUUGAAAACUUCGAUUCGGAGAAAACCCCCCAUAAUAUCUUGUCCUGGCUUCUAAAGGCGAUAAUUGACAAGGAUAUCUCGGCUCCACCCACUAAAGACGCAUUGAAUGAAGAUUCCCGUUCCCUUGUCGUGGCAGGAAGUGAUACGAGUUCAUCAACUUUGGCAGCGGCUCUGUUCUUCCUAGCGAAAUCUCCUUCGGUCCAGAAAAAGCUACAGGCUCAGAUUGACGCCCUCGUGCCUACAUCAGCGAGCUGGGAUUAUGGAAAAGUGAAGCCAAUCACGUAUAUAGAUAACAUCAUCGACGAAACGCUGCGCCUACGACCUUCCAUAAUGAGCGGUAUUUAUCGGGUAACGCCACCAGAGGGUAUCCAGAUAGAUGAGGAGUUUAUCCCUGGGGAUAUCAACGUCUUUGUACCGACUCUGAGAAUCCAGACGGAUCCACGCUAUUGGAAGCAGGCUACUGAAUUCAUACCGGAAAGGUUCGGAGAGCGGUUCGAGGAGAUGGAAACGCAAGGAGCACCGUAUAUGCCAUUCGGUUCUGGCAUUUACACUUGCGCUGGGAAGAACUUAGCUGUGUUAUCUCUACGCAUUAUAAUCUCGAAACUCGUUCAACAGUUCGAUAUCUCGCUUGCACCGGGAGAGACGGGCGAGAAGUUCAAGAAUGAGACGCUAGAUACAUUUACGAGCACUUGUACGCCGCUUAUGCUCCAAUUCUCGCCGAGAAAAUGAAGAGGGACGAGGUAGCUUUCGUCAAUUCAGCUCUAUGAAUAGGCGUUAAGUAGGGCAUGUAUUAGCAUAUGUAGCCGGAGAGCUGGUUCAAGCUCCUGUACAAUGGCCGCGUGGUAUACGAGCUUCUAUAGUAUAUAAUCUAUAAGACUGUUGGAUCGUAGUGA
Hypoxylon trugodes is the source of this 2065-nucleotide messenger RNA. Its product is annotated as putative benzoate 4-monooxygenase cytochrome P450. NCBI's taxonomy places the organism in Eukaryota, Fungi, Ascomycota, Sordariomycetes, Xylariales, Hypoxylaceae. The record is from RefSeq and is a predicted model, not a curated record. Bases 210 to 1901 code for a protein of 563 amino acids. Gene Ontology annotation, molecular function: heme binding; monooxygenase activity; iron ion binding. The transcript has 5 exons.